Aplysia californica (California sea hare) is the source of this 1190-nucleotide messenger RNA. RefSeq names its product endophilin-B1. Gene Ontology annotation, molecular function: protein binding. Gene Ontology annotation, biological process: membrane organization. The record is from RefSeq and is a predicted model, not a curated record. Lineage: Eukaryota; Metazoa; Mollusca; Gastropoda; Aplysiida; Aplysiidae. Gene Ontology annotation, cellular component: cytoplasm; membrane.
AGUACGCGGAACAGUUAACGUCAAAGGACCAUUGAUCGAAAUCGCUAUCUUCCAACUCCGUCUUUCAGUUACACUACACUUUGAGCUUUUUGAGAAUCAACUAUGGAUCUUAACUCAAUGAAUGCACGGUUCAAGAAAAUCGCCGGUGGGGCUUCCACCGUUUUUAACAGAGCUGUCCAGUUCACGGAGGAAAAACUUGGCACCGCAGAAAAGACAGAGUUGGAUGCUCACUUUGAAAACUUAAUGCAAAGAUCAGACAAGACCAAAUUAUGGACAGAGCAACUUUUACGGCAGACAGAUGCACUUCUUCAGCCAAAUCCAAACCAAAGAAUGGAAGACCUGCUGUAUGAGAAACUUGACAAAAAGAAGAAAGACCGCAUCACCCAGUACGAGAUUCUGGGCAACGCCAUGGUGGAAGCUGGCAAUGAGUUUGGACCAGGCACUCCUUAUGGCAAUGCUCUGGUCAAAUGUGGUCAGGCUCAGAUCCAGAUCGGGAACGCCGAGCGAGACUUUGUGACCAGCACAGCCAACAACUUCCUGCAGCCGUUGUCCAAUUUCCUGGAGGGAGACAUGAAGACCAUUCUGAAAGAGAAAAAGAUUCUGGAAACCAAACGUUUGGAUUUGGAUGCGUGCAAGAGUCGCCUAAGGAAGGCAAAAUCUGCCACUUCACAGAGUCAGGAGGGAGACGGAGUCACCAAGGACGAUGUGGCCAAAGCCCACCAUCUGCGCUGUCUGAACGACUUCAUCGAGGCUCAGAUGACCUACUUUGCUCAGUGCCAGCAGUACAUGUCGGAUCUGCAGCGCCAGUUGGGAAGCUACACGCCGGCCUCUGCUCCCCCCUCCUACACCAAGGACGCAGGCAGUGUGUCCUCCAGCCUGAAGGCCCCCCUCCACCCCAGCGCACCGCCGUCCAUAGAGGUGACCGCCCCCACGCCAACAGAGAAACGACAGGCCAAGGCGCUCUAUGACUAUGACGCCGCGGACAGCUCAGAGCUGUCCUUGUUGGCGGACGAGCUAAUCAUGGUGUACAAAGUGCAAGGCCUGGAGCCCGACUGGCUGAUGGCGGAGCGAGGCUCACAGAGGGGGAAGGUGCCUGUCACUUAUCUCAAGGUCUUGGAAUGAGGACGGAGCUGCCGAUUACAGCGGGGGGGAUGCUUCUUGGGAGUCGGGGCUUUUUUGUUUCGUUGUUU